Messenger RNA from Asterias rubens (European starfish), 3922 nucleotides. RefSeq names its product serine/threonine-protein kinase Nek8-like. NCBI's taxonomy places the organism in Eukaryota, Metazoa, Echinodermata, Asteroidea, Forcipulatida, Asteriidae. Gene Ontology annotation, biological process: protein phosphorylation. The transcript has 20 exons. Gene Ontology annotation, molecular function: ATP binding; protein kinase activity. The coding region runs from base 445 to 3255 and encodes 936 amino acids. The record is from RefSeq and is a predicted model, not a curated record.
UGUGAAAUUUGGGUCGAGAAAAUCGGCGGCGUUUGACAGGUCGAUAAAAUGAGCAAAGUUCCCGAUACCCAUUUUGCUCAACCGCAGGAUUGCGUGCGUCUGGAAAUUCCGUUUGAGAGCGCUGCAUGCGCUCAGUUUCGAAAUUGCGCAGCUUAGUGCAUGGACUACAUUCGUCUCCAGGGUAACAUUGACAUCCCUCUGAGCUCAUGGGGAUGUCAUGUGUGUGUGUGUACGUGUCUAGUGUAUAGUGUGGCUGUUGUCGUUUUGUACGUCCGUGUUCGUAGCCUACUAAUACAGAGCACAGAGAGCAGAGUUAACAAAACGGUGGCGCUCUAUAUCUUUGGUUGGUGGUGUGUGCCAUUAACACACGUAUUUCUUUUCGAUUUGUUUCCCUUUGGUCUUUUGGAGUUUUUCGCCGACAGUGUACUACUAUAGGGUAAUAAAAUGUCAACAAGAAGUGUUCCAGAGACUGUGGCUGUAUCUGAAAAGACGGAUAAAUCGGAUGAACUUACAAAAAGGACCUUAUCUGAGGCAGACCUUGCAUCUAGAAGUUACCAUGGAACCAAUGUAACCCAACAAGAUGGAACAGAAGUGCAAAUGGAUAGUUUUUCAGGCUGUCAUGCUAAAUCAGAUUCUACUGAAGUGGAGAGGCUGGUGCUCCUUUCAAAUAAGAUAAAAAAUCACAACAUUGUUGCAAACGCUCUUCUUCCUAAUGUAAAAUUAGUGCAGUACAAAUAUGAGAGUGGUUCAUUUGAGGCAAUUUUCAAUCAAAUAACUCUUGCCUUGAAUGGAAUCAAAGUGAGAAGUAUAGCAUGCAUUCUCCAUACCAAGCCAGGAAGUGUUCUAUUUUACACCAAUGGAGAUUACAGAGAGACCCUGACACCGAGCAAUAUUGGUGAACAGAAUUCAGUGGUAAACUUUCUGAAGUCACUGAAAAGUUUUUGUUCACAAGAUUUGGAUACAAGGAUAGAUCUUCUUGCCUGUAGUGCUCUCCGACCAUCUGAUAUUGGACAUUUAGGGCCAUCCUUAGAGAGGAUAAUGGAGAUUCCUGUUGGCAUUUCUAAGGAAAUACUUGGAACAGAUAUUGUUCUGACUACAUGUACAAGUGCAAAUGGAAAAUUUUACAAGUGUGUAGGAGAUAUGUACUUCAAGACUGACAAACUGAAAAAUUGGAGUCCACAGCCACAAACCUUAGCAGGUUUUGAACGCAUUCGCACUGUAGGAAAAGGAGCUUAUGGGGCAGCAGUUUUGUACAGGAAGAAAGAUGACGACUCACUAGUAAUUUUGAAAGAGAUAAAUAUGCUGGAUUUGACCGCUUCUGAACGACAAAUGGCUCUCAAUGAGAUACGUGUGUUGAGUAUUUUUGACCACCCUAAUAUCAUCAGUUACUAUGAUAGCUUUGAGGAGGAUGGAACUUUGAUGAUUGAAAUGGAAUAUGCGGAUGGAGGAACUGUGCAACAGUACCUGAAUAGUUUGCAAGGAAAACAAGAACUAGAAGAAAGAGAAAUUCUCAUGAUGUUUCAGCAAAUGGUUGCAGGUAUAAAGCAUAUCCAUGACCAUAAUAUACUACACAGGGAUAUGAAAACUGCAAAUGUCUUCUUAACAAAGGAAGGAAUUGUCAAAAUCGGAGACUUUGGUAUCUCUAAAGUCAUGUCUUCAAACAAUCGUGGGGCUAGUACUGUUCUUGGAACACCUUAUUACAUAUCACCAGAGAUAUGCGAAGGUAAACCAUACAAUGAGAAGUCGGAUAUCUGGGCCCUUGGUUGUAUACUCUAUGAAAUGGCGUGUUUACAGAAAACGUUUGAAGGAACCAACUUACCUGCAUUAGUCAACAAGAUAAUGAAGGGUCAGUUUACUCCUGUGAAGGGGAACUACAGCAUUGAAUUCAAAACAUUAGUGCAAGACUUACUUCAGCGGGAAGCUGAUUAUAGACCAUCUGCCAAUGAACUUGCAUUAGCACAGCUACCACUUCUGAUGAGGAAGUAUGAUGAAGAAGCCACAGUUGCAGAUGUUGAAGAGGAUUUACAUACUGCUGAAAAAGAACAAAGCAAAAGACAAAGAGCAAGGUCAGUGUUAUACAGAUUCAAUAUUGGAAACUUUGAUGUUAUUCCUGUGGACCUUCCUGCCAAAAUAAAAAUAAGACAGGUUGCUGUAAGCCGAACGCACAUCAUUGUAGUUACAUUUGAAAGUGAUGUUUAUUCUUGGGGCGAAGGAUUAAAAGGUCAACUUGGACAUGGAGAUCUCAAAAUGCGUAGUUGCCCAGAAGUUAUACAAUCACUAAGAGGGAAGUCAAUUCUAAGGACAUGUUGUGGCGAUGGCUUCAGUGUGUUUGGAAGUGACAAUGGCAUUGUCAUGACAUGUGGAGAUGGUAGUAAUGGCUGUCUUGGCCAUGGGGACUGGAGUAGUGCUUCAAGACCUCGUUUGAUUGAAGCUUUGCUCAGUGUUGAUGUGACAGCUAUUUCAUGUGGACCUUACCAUGUGGUUGCUGUUGGAGCUGAUGGUGAAGUGUUCUCUUGGGGCUCUGGUAAAUAUGGGCAGCUGGGACUUGGUGAUGAAGAAGACCACUGUGAACCAAAGGAAGUGAGUGUUGGACAAGUUUUUGUGCGUGAUGUUAAAUGUGGAGUGGACGGUACAAUGUUUCUGACAGAUGUGGGCUGUUUACUAGCAUGUGGCAAUAAUGAAAACAACAAGCUUGGACUUAACAAUCGGCAAGGAUUCCUCAUGGCUAUGAAAAACAUUUUUACUAAGACAGAAGUGGAAGGUAGGAGAGUGCCAACUAAAAUCAAAUUGCUAAGUUCCUCCAGGGUUGUGGGCAUGAUUUUGGGCCGUCAUCAUAGUGCAGUGCUUGUGGAACCUGGGGUGCUUUACACAUUUGGUAGAAACACUGAUGGACAACUUGGUGUUGGUAACACAAAGCCCAGAGAAGCACCUAUGCAGGUUAAAGACAUGUCUGACAAAGUGAUAAUGACUGUAGCGUGUGGAGAUAAUUACACAGUGGCUGGCACAAUGGACAAUGCUCUAUAUAUGUGGGGAAGAGGAUGUUGUCCAACAACACAGCCAAGUGAAGAAUUGUCUAAAGACUUAACAAAGUGUGAUCAGGACCAAGUUUCUAAGUCAGACUCUCUACAACUUUCUGAUAGUGUGCUAAAUGAGGAAGUUGCAAGUGUUCCAGCCAUGGAUGAGGAACAACUGAAGCAUUGUCGGGAGAAGCAUCGGUCAGUGGAAUCGACGGUUCCAUUGCUUAUCGCAAGGUGAAAUCAGGCUUUCUCCAGAACGGACCUGCCGUUGAUCGUAGCGUGUGCAGUCAGACCUUCCUUUUCACCACAACUUGGCAAAACAACGAGGGUCUUCCUGAUGUAGAACUUGAGGAUGACCUUGCUAUGGAACAGCAACUUGCCCAACCGGAACAUCCAUCUCAACAAAACGGCAACAUCGUCAAGAACCAUGUGGUUCACACUUAUUUCCAACCCCGUCAUUGAAUGCUACGUUGUUGGCUUUUACAGUCUCAGAUGAAGGGGUUGCCGGUGUUGAACUGCUUUCCACAACAUAAUUUUAAUUAAGCAGUUUUCGCUAUUUAAGUAUUAAGCCAAUUUAUUUUAAAUUAAUUUUAUUAUAAAUGCACAAAUACAACUAACUAAUUUUGACUUGAAUCAUCACGUUUUCUCGACAUAGUCCCCUUGUUUCAAUGAAGCAGGGAGUAUCCUGCGUACACUGACGAUAAAAUUCAACAUAUUUUAAGAUUAAAAUAUCCUGUGGAAUUAUUACUUCUAAUGAAUAUUAUGAACCCAGUACUCAUUAGGUCCUGCGGCAUUGGCUGUAGCCACUGGCUCUUUUUAUAUUGUCCAAUGAUGGCAAUCUGUUUUGUUUUGUUAUUAUGAUGCAGAAAAAUAUUAAAUUUUUCAUACCAGUUUUCACCGAUUCC